CGGAGAGGACGAGGAGGAAAGAAGAGGAGAGGAGAGAGAGAGAGCCGACCAGGACAAGAUGAAGAGACGCAAUGGACGAGAGCACAUCGGAGUGGGAGGCGGACGAGAGAACAGCAGCGAACACACCCGAUGAGACACGCGACAGACGCGUCGUACCGCUCCAACAUGGAGGCGCGGCGCUGAAGGAGACCGUUUCAUUGUCGCCCACCGUCCGUCCGUCCAACCGGAGCGGGGAGGAGCGGUGAUGGGAUCCCAGGUUAUGCAGACCCUGCGUCAGGGGGUCUGGGCUUCUCUGACAGGAGGCUGGUACCACGAUCCAGAUCAGAACAAAUUCAACAACUCGUGCCACCUUUAUCUGUGGAUGUUCCUGCUGAUGUUACCUCUGUCUCUCCAUCUGGCCCUGCCCCCUACCAUUAUGGCUUUGAGCAUCUACUGCACCUCCAUCACGGUUUUCUUCAUCCUCAUCAAGAUGGCCAACUACCGGCUGCACCUGAUGUUCGACGAGGGCGAGGCGCUGGUCUGCAGAAGCCUCUCAGACCUCAGCAAAGCAGCGGAGAAGAAAAGCAACGCCUCAGACUCCUGCCUGCCUGCCAGCAUCAGGAAGAGCAGCACAGUUCCCGACAGUGUUGCCAUGAUGACGCUGGCCAGGAAGCGUCCCAGCCCGGUGAUACAAGUAACAGUAAAACAGACUGAAACUGAUCCAGGUCUGAUUGGUGUGGAGUGUUCAAAGUCGGAUGAGGUGAAGACUACAGAAGGGCAGGGCAAGAGUGUUGCUGAGGACAAGCAUGUGGAGAGAGGCCUGCAUCCCAGUCCAGAUCCUUCUCCUGGUUACCUCUCCAGCCCCAAUCCGGACCAGGCUGCUCCCCUGCUGCAGGCCCAGCAGAGACCCCCAUCCCAAGCUGAUAGAGAGGAGUUACACCCUGGAUCUCCUGGUGGGACUCAAAAAACAGAUGUGGAAGUCACUGAGACUGAAGCUUUGAAAGAAGGAAUGGACAUUCAGAGCUCUUUGAUCGGAGCUGAUGGAGAGAAAUCAGACCUGGACAGAAUAGCAGAGAAAGACUCAGAGCAGGAGAGGACACAGAAAGAUGAGUGUGAUUAUAAAGACACUGCAGAUGAAGGUGAUGAAGGUCUACCUCCUUCCCAGGGAAGUGAUGAUGAGAGUGGGAAGGACAGCGAGGGACAUAAAGAGCCAUCAGAUGCCAACAAUAAUUCACUGGAGACCCUGCAGGAACACCUGGAGGAAUUUGUAGACACUCCGGAAUCUCCUGUUCAGGCUGAGCUGAUGGAGGAGACGUAUUGUUCUGAUGAGAUUGAAGUGGUUUUGGUCGACAAUUCUGCACCCGGGCCUGCGUCGGCUCACUUGGAUGACAACGACACAGUCAAGAUCAUCAUCACCAUGAGCUGUGAUGCUCAGACUGCUGCUCAGCUGGAGGAGAGUGUCAAGCAGAGCCUUCUGGAGAAUGUGCAAGCUCAGAAGGAUGCAGGAGAAUGUUACAUUAAGAUCCCCGUCAUCACCUUCGACUCUCCCGAGGAAGAGAGACAAGACCAGGGAGGAGAAGAUCCCGGCUCAGAGGACGAACCCACCCUGAAGAACACGACAAGUCAGAGUGAAGAGUUUUACUUGUGCAGGGAAACAACUGUUUCAGAGUCAACUACACUUGAAUGUCCAGACCAGGAGCAGGAACAUCUGGGUCUGCAGCUAACUAAUGAGAGCACACUGAGUCCUCAGCUGACCAAUGACAACAGCUCAUCAGGCACUGAUGUCAAUUCCCAUCCUGAUGACACAGACCCUCUAGAACGUAACGUGGAUUCACAGGGUUUCCUGCGUCUGCCGCCAACUGUGGACCGCUACGGGCCCGGGGGAAGGACUCAUAUCCGCGGCCUCAGUAUGGACAGUGGGAAAGAUGCUGUACUACUUUCUGACCGCUCACAUAACACAACCACUAUGACCACUUCCAAAUCAGAUCUGGAAGCGAAGGAGGGCCAAAUUCCUAAUGAGUCCAAUUUUGUGGAAUUUGUUUCAUUAUUGGGGUCUCUCAGCACCAGAGGGGGAGGGGCUAGUACGCAGGAAGAGGAGGCACCAAAAGACAAAGAUGUCAUGGAAUCUGCAGAAGAAGAUGAUCUGAGUGCGACUUCCAGACAUGAUGAGAGGAUCGCAGAGACAAAUGUGGACAAAAAGUCAGAAAGACCGAAACCACCCAGCAGUCUGGUGACUGACACCCUGCGGGCUUUACCAGCACCAGCACACAUCCCAAUAGUGUCUCCUGACAGUCCACAGACAGACAGAGAGAAGGAUCCGGACUAUGACUCACUGCCAUCCCAAACCUCUCAGUCUGAGAGCUCCAUGCUGCAGGUCAUCUGCAGACCAGAGGCCACCAACAAAGAAGAAGCCUACACCUUCCACACUGUCCACAGAGACCGACCUCGUAAGCUGUAUGCGGAGCGAGCCCUCAACCUGCCGUUAGGAGCCGAGCUGAUCACGGGCAACAUGUGUGACCUGCUGUCCACAUCUUCAAACUCCGAGUGUCAGGACGGUUUGGUCGGCGGUCACUCCAGCUGCCCGUUCCAGAGGCGCAUCAUCCCCGCCCAUAGGCUUCGGCCACGGAGGACGCACCCCGAAAUCUUCCAGGAAGAGGAUUCUUUGGACGAGUCAUCAGAGACUUCCACUCAGGAGAAGCCAACCCGGAAGAUUUAUUACAAACUCCAGCUGUUUCCAGGAAAAUGGAUAAACAUCCUGUAUGAUCGUCUGACGCUGCUUGCCUUGUUGGACAGAAACCAGGAUGUUGUGGAGAAUCUAGUCGCAGUCUUCAUGGCUUUCCUGGUUUCCUUUCUGGGCUUCGUCCUCCUCAACCACGGCUGCAUCAAAGACUUCUGGGUUUUUCAGUUCUGCCUGGUGAUCGCCAGCUGCCACUACUCUUUACUCAAAAGUGUUCAGCCAGACGCUGCAUCACCAACGCAUGGUCACAACCAGCUGGUGGCCUACAGCCGCGCGGCCUACUUUUGCAUCUUCUGUGCUCUGAUUUGGCUGCUGGAGCAGCUGCUGAGGAGGAAGGACCUGCCCAUCUCCACGCUGUACGGUGUCACCAUCGUCUGCCACGAUGCACUGAGCUUCUUACGAAACCUGCUAGUAGGUAUUACCUACUGCUUUCCCAUCACCUUCCUGGUGGGUCUCUUUCCCCAAAUCAACACCUUCACCAUCUACCUACUGGAGCAGAUUGACACACAUUUCCUGGGCGGCACAGCUGCCACGAGCCUCCUCGCUGCAGUCUACAGCAUCCUACGCAGCGUGCUCGCACUCUCUCUACUGUACGGUUUCUGCUUUGGAGCUCUCAGGGAGCCGUGGGAUGAGCAGCACACACCCGCCCUGUUUUCAGGUUUUUGUGGCCUUCUCGUGGUUUUGUCCUACCACCUCAGCCGACAGAGCAGUGACCCUUUGGUAUUAGUAUCUCUGAUCAGGUCAAAGCUCAUGCCAGCUUUGGUGGAGAGUGAAGAAGAGGAGGAGGACGAUACAGACAUUAAAGAUCCGCUACCGGAGAAACUGCAAAACUCAAUGAAAGAGAUUCUGCUGUCUGAUGUGAUCGUGUGCUCCGUGGCCUACAUCCUGACCUUCGCCAUCACUGCGAGCACUGUGUUUCUGUCUCUGAAGCCCUUUGUGACCAUCGUGUUGUACGCGCUGGCGGGAACCAUGGGGUUUGUCACCCACUAUUUAAUUCCCCAGCUGAGGAAGCAUCACCCUUGGCUUUGGAUCUCCCACCCGGUCCUCAAAACCAAAGAGUAUCACCAGUUUGAACCUAGAGAGGACGCUGUGCUGAUGUGGUUUGAGCAACUGUACGUGGGGCUCCUGUGCUUUGAGAAGUACGUGGUUUACCCCGCCAUCAUCCUGAGCGCGCUGACAAACGACGGCUUCGCCCUCAGUCACCGCAAGAAACUGGGAAUCCACUGUGAUGUUCUCCUGACGACGGUCGCCGGCCUGAAACUCCUGCGAUCGAACUUCUGUGACCCCAGCUUCCAGUUCCUCACGCUCCUCUUCACACUGGUGUUUUUCCACUUGGACUGUCCCCACGCCUCAGAGAGCUUCCUGCUCGAUUUCUUCGUCAUGUCCAUUGUCUUCCACAAGAUGCGAGAGCUGCUGCUGAAGCUCCAUUUCAUCCUGGUCUACAUCGCCCCCUGGCAGAUCGCCUGGGGCAGCGCCUUCCACGCCUUUGCUCAGCCUUUUGCCGUCCCUCACUCGGCCAUGCUGCUGCUUCAGACUCUGCUCACCACCAUCUUCUACACGCCGCUGGCUCCCUUUCUCGGCAGCGCCAUCUUCAUUUCCUCGUAUCCGCGGCCCAUCAAGUUCUGGGAGCGAAACUACAACACAAAACGUAUCGACAACUCUAACAGCAGGCUGGUGUCCCAAGUGGACAAGGAGACAGGCUGUGAUGACAACAACCUGAACUCCAUCUUUUACGAGUACCUGACGCGCUCGUUGCAGCACUCCCUUUGUGGGGACCUUCUGCUGGGCCGAUGGGGAAACUACGGCGCUGGCGACUGCUUCAUUCUGGCUUCUGACUACCUCAACGCCCUGGUCCACCUCAUCGAGAUCGGAAACGGGCUGGUCACCUUCCAGCUGAGGGGUCUGGAGUUUAGAGGUACUUACUGCCAGCAGCGGGAGGUGGAGGCCAUCACCGAGGGCGUGGAGGAGGACGACGCCUGUUGCUGCUGCGAGCCGGGCCACCUGCCCCACAUGUUGUCUUGCAACGCGGCUUUCAACCUGCGCUGGCUGGCCUGGGAGGUGACGGCCACCAAGUACCUGCUGGAGGGCUACAGCAUCAGUGAGAACAACGCCGCCACCAUGCUGCAGGUGUAUGACCUGCGAAAGCUGCUCAUCACCUACUACCUGAAAAGUAUAAUCUACUACCUCGUCCUCUCUCCCAAACUAUCUACUUGGCUGAAAGACGCCAGCAUCCAGGAGGCGCUGCAGUCCUACACCAAGUGGCACCACAUUGAGCGCGACCCUCAGGUCUUCAGCGUGAAGAUCGACGAGGACUACGUGCACUGCCUGCAGGGGGUGACGCGCGCCAGCUUCUGCAACGUCUACCUGGAGUGGAUCCAGUACUGUGCCGGCAAGAUGGAGACGCCUGCAGACAGUGAUGAAGACUCUCCUCUGGUGACCCUCUGCUAUGCCCUGUCUGUCCUGGGGAGGCGCUCUCUCGGCACAGCCUCGCACAACAUGUCCAACAGUCUGGAAUCGUUUCUGUACGGGUUCAACACCUUGUUUAAAGGAGAUUUUCGCAUUGCUACCAAAGACGAGUGGGUUUUUGCAGAUUUGGACCUCCUGCAAAAAGUAGUGGCUCCUGCAGUCAGAAUGAGCCUCAAACUGCAUCAGGAUCACUUCACAUGUCUGGAAGAGACGGAGGAGGCGUCAAUCUUAUACGAAGCCAUCACAAACUACCGCAACAGCUUGGUCAUUUGCCACGAGAGCGACCCUGCGUGGCGGAAAGCGGUACUGUCUAGCCGGGACACGCUGCUGACCCUGAGGCACAUGGUCGAUGACGGCACAGACGAGUACAAAAUCAUCAUGCUGUACAAACGCCACCUCAGCUUCAAGGUCAUCAAGAUUAAUAAGGAGUGUGUCCGAGGUCUAUGGGCGGGGCAGCAGCAAGAGCUUGUGUUCCUUCGGAACCGAAACCCGGAGCGCGGCAGCAUCCAGAACUCAAAGCAAGCUUUGAGGAAUAUGGUCAACUCGUCAUGUGACCAGCCACUGGGAUACCCCAUGUAUGUGUCACCGCUGACGAUAUCAUACGCGGGAACACACCGUACUCUCCGCAGCAUUGGUGGCGGUGCCUUAAGUCUGGACGCCAUCCGCACCUGGCUCUGUUCUAAGUGGCUAAGGGUGCGUAAGGACAACCUGACCAGCUGCAACAGUGGGGUGAAUAUGGACGAUGUGGACUGCGGCGCCGGCGGAUCAUCCUCUCUGAGCCACAACCGGCCCUCCUCUGUCACCUCCAACAGCCUGAGCCUGUACCAGCACAGGGCCAGAACCACACACAGCCACAGACACCACAGCACGGGUAGGAGAGAGUAUCGCAGCCGCUCGGUGCAGCCUCAGAGCCAGCGUGCACCUGUCAGCAGCCAAUCAGGGCCCAUUCUGGACUCAGGCUCCACCCACGGGCUGGUCCAGCGUCUGUCCAACAGUCAACUGUCCUUUAACACGUCCAUAGCCUCGAUAUUCUCCCAGGUCCCUCGUCUUUCAGGAGCUGGUGGGAUCAGCUCUCACCUCCAGACAGCGCAGCAUCAGCAGCGCUCCAGUCAGGUGUCCUCGUCUUCAUCCACCCUCAGCCUGCUGUUUGGGAAGCGCAGCUUCUCCAGUGGUUUGGUUAUUUCUGGCCUCUCUGCGGCAGAUGGUGGCAACACCACUGACACCCAGUCAUCGUCCAGUGUCAACAUCACCAUCGGGCCCUCGCACAGGUCCAGCAGCAGGGCGACACAGUGGACAUCAGAGCGAUAUGAGAGUGUAGAUGGGACAUGUUCCAACACCGCCACUGGUUUGAAGGAGGUCACGCAGUCAGGUGACCAAGUCUGCAGCCAAGGACUGGACAAGACCCAGGAAGACUCGGCUUCCACAUCAACAGCUCCAGAGGCAACAGAUCAGAAAGCUGUGUGACACGCACACACACACGCCGCAUUCAGACAGGACUGUAUGAAAAGGAGCAUACUGUGAGGAUUCCAUGCACUCCAGCCUCCCUCCUCUCCCAUCUUCAGCAUGGUCUCACCCUGUUGUCUGAAUGUAAUCCAGUCUGAAAACUCCAUCCUGGAUCCGGUUGAUGAAAUAAAAAUGUUUUUAAAUGA
Messenger RNA from Thalassophryne amazonica, 6831 nucleotides. RefSeq names its product pecanex 2 (gene pcnx2). The transcript has 40 exons. The coding region runs from base 245 to 6646 and encodes 2133 amino acids. Gene Ontology annotation, cellular component: membrane. The record is from RefSeq and is a predicted model, not a curated record. NCBI's taxonomy places the organism in Eukaryota, Metazoa, Chordata, Actinopteri, Batrachoidiformes, Batrachoididae.